CUCUGCUGGUUAUAAAAGGUGGGUUUUCACCAAACCCAAACACAAAAACUCAGAGAUCGCUGCAGCAAUGGUGUCAUCUUCAGUCCUCCUGGUGUGCCUCCUGGUGACAUGUUCAGUCUGGAUGGGCCAUGGUGCAAGUGUAGAGGUCAGAAUUGAUGACCAGGAGCCAGUGGACCUGGACGGCUCUGUGGGAGACUUAACGAAGAUCCCAGGUGUUUGCUGGGCGUGCAAGUGGGCCCUGAAGAAGGUGAAGAAAGUGGUUGGGCAGAACGGCACUGCAGAGGUCUUGAAAUCAAAGCUGCUGACCUGCUGCGAUGAGAUUGGCCUCUUAAGAUCUCUGUGCCGCCGUUUUGUGAAGAAACACCUGGGAGAGCUGAUCGAGGAGCUCACCACCACCGACGAUGUGAGGACCAUCUGUGUCAACACUGGAGCCUGCAAGCCAAAGGAGCUGCUGAGCUUGCACUUCUAUCAGACAGAGGAGAAAGCACUGACUGAAGUGAAUGAAUAUGCCUAACAGUGUCUACAUGCUUGAUAAUUAAGCUGUUUCAUUUCAUUUUUACAGUUAAGCUUUAUUUUUACUUUCAUAGCAUUCACUUUCUUUGGUUCCUUUAUAAACUUAAAGUCAAUUUCUGUACGAGAGCAGUCCUCAAUAAAUAUUUGCAUUGAAAAUGUUAUGAGUUUUUCUUGUGGGACAUAAUCUGACUCCAGUUUUGGUGACUGAAUCCUCAAAUAUAAAGACUUUAUCCACCUUUGUGGUCUAAAGCUCUUCAUAAACCAAAAAAGAUAUGAGGAGUUGUUCCGAUUCAGACACCAGCAUCAUAAAUAUGUCCGAUACUGCUCAAGAUGCAGAUAUGUGUGAGCGCACAAGUUUUUGCACCGAUCCGAUACUGUUUGGUUUAGCUUUAUAGUUUGCUUCAUUUAGCCAUGCUACAUGUUCAUGCUAUAAACUGGAAAUCAAUUCUUCUUCACUGUCAGAAAACACUGCAUGCACAAGCUACCGUGUUUAGAGCAGAAAAGAGGACCCAAAGGACCCUCUGCAGAAGCAAAAAAUGGUGGCCUUGUGACAAGUUUUCUCUGAAUUUGAUCAUUAAAAUGCCUUUCAGACCAAAGUUGUCGUACACGACAAGAUGUG
This is a messenger RNA of Cheilinus undulatus (humphead wrasse), 1132 nucleotides long. It is a transcript of the gene nkl.4, whose product is annotated as NK-lysin tandem duplicate 4. Lineage: Eukaryota; Metazoa; Chordata; Actinopteri; Labriformes; Labridae. Gene Ontology annotation, biological process: defense response to bacterium. Bases 68 to 514 code for a protein of 148 amino acids. The record is from RefSeq and is a predicted model, not a curated record. The transcript is spliced from 5 exons.